This is a messenger RNA of Macrosiphum euphorbiae (potato aphid), 456 nucleotides long. The record is from the annotation of a GenBank genome assembly. NCBI's taxonomy places the organism in Eukaryota, Metazoa, Arthropoda, Insecta, Hemiptera, Aphididae.
AUGCCAAAAUAUUAUACUUGGAAUAAAUCCUCAAGGAAAUUUAUACGACGGAAACAAGGAAAACCAAUUCAAGAAUACCCAGAUGUAUAUUCCACCGAUGUGAUUGGUCGAAUUUAUUCAGUACAUCCCAGCAAUGAUGAAUGUUUUUAUUUACGACUGCUAUUAGUCAAUGUACUUGGCCCAACAUCAUUCCAACAUUUACGAACUGUUGAUGGUGAAUUGUGUGGAUCCUACAGAGAAGCCUGUCAACGUUUGCAAUUGUUAGAAAAUGACGAUCAUUGGGAUCAAACUCUAAAUGAUGCUGCAAUAUCAUCAAGUGCUCAACAAAUACGAACAUUGUUUUCUAUAAUCAUAUGUACAUGCUACCCAUCAAAGCCAAUCGAUUUGUGGAUCAAGUACAAGGAUCAUAUAUGUGAUGAUAUUUUGCCUGAUAACGCCCAAUCGUCCAAUGCAUGA